AUGGAAGACAGUUACAACCAUAAGAGACAGAGAGAAAAGAGAGCCCGAGAACUUAGCAAAAGAUAUCCUUCCAAAACAUAUUCUGCAUCUCGACCGAAGAAAAUGAAAGAACAAGAUAGUCGUGUUACUGCAUCAUCUGGAUUUCAUCUAGGUGAGUGUAGACUUAAGGCGGGCACAUGUUUCAAAAGUAGGGUGGUUGAUCAUUUUGUGCGAAAUUGUCCGAAAGCACCGGAAGAAAAAGAUGACCAAAGUGUAAAAGCCCCGACCACAGCAAAAGGUAGACACCCUAGCCAGAGUAGUAACACGAGAGGAAACAAAGGUGACACUAAGGAUGGGACUGCUAGAUCUGAAGUUCGAGCACCUGCACGGACAUAUGCUAUUCGAGUCGGAGAAGAGGCUACUGCCCCUGAUGUUGUUACUAGUAUAUUUUAUCUUUUUGAUGUUGUUGUAUAUGAUUUAAUUAAUCCUAGUUCGACUCAUUCCUACAUUUGCACUACCUUGGAAACUGAUAAAAUUUUACCUGUUUAG
Molecule: messenger RNA, 528 nt
Organism: Gossypium raimondii (Peruvian cotton)
Lineage: Eukaryota; Viridiplantae; Streptophyta; Magnoliopsida; Malvales; Malvaceae
Exons: 2
Coding region: 1-528 (175 amino acids)
Source: RefSeq, a predicted model, not a curated record